Malania oleifera is the source of this 1699-nucleotide messenger RNA. RefSeq names its product probable trehalose-phosphate phosphatase J. Lineage: Eukaryota; Viridiplantae; Streptophyta; Magnoliopsida; Santalales; Ximeniaceae. The record is from RefSeq and is a predicted model, not a curated record. Gene Ontology annotation, biological process: trehalose biosynthetic process. Gene Ontology annotation, molecular function: trehalose-phosphatase activity. The transcript has 12 exons. The coding region runs from base 281 to 1417 and encodes 378 amino acids.
CCACACUCAUCGCACACGUUCCCUCAUCGUCUUCUACGCGUUCUCUAUGUGCCCAUUUGGGUUCACAGGCUUCGUUUGCCUUCUGCUUUCUUGAAAUCUAAAACUUCAAUCCGAUUUUCGUUUCAGCCUCUGUUGAUUUUCAACGCGUCUUCGUCUCUAAAGCUAAUUAAAUCAAUAUUCAAUACUAGCUUCUCUGUUUCUUCUUCUUCUUCUUCUUCUUCUUCUACAAUCCCUUUUAGUUAACUUCCAGAGAGUUGCGCUCGUGAAAAAUUAAGAGGAGAUGACGAAGCAGAAUGUGGUGAUGGCCGACGCCAAAUCCGGAAUCAACAUGGCAAUUGCGGUGGCUGUUUCGAGCUCGUCGCUCUUCGCGGCGACGCCGGAGAAGCCGGCGGCGGCGCCGGCGGGGUACGUCUCCAUUUCGCGCAAGAAGCUUUUGAAGAACCUGGAGAUAGGGGGAGGAGCCAGAAUCAAUGCCUGGGUGGAGUCAAUGAGAGCUUCUUCCCCAACUCACAUCAAAUCCACACCUUCUCUGGCCGAUGACUACUUAAACUCCUGGAUGCUUCACCACCCAUCGGCUCUCGACAUGUUCGAACAGAUAACCAAUGCUUCCAAGGGGAAAAAAAUAGUGAUGUUCUUAGACUACGACGGCACUCUCUCUCCGAUCGUCGACGACCCUGAUCGAGCUUUCAUGUCUGAUGCGAUGAGAGCUACAGUGAGAAAGCUGGCUAGAUAUUUUCCCACUGCCAUAGUGAGUGGGAGAUGCAGAGACAAGGUAUACAGCUUUGUCAGAUUAGCAGAGCUGUACUACGCCGGAAGCCAUGGGAUGGACAUUAAGGGACCCUCCAAGAAAGGCUCCAAAUGCAAGAAAGAGAGCCAAACCAUUCUCUGCCAACCAGCCAGUGAGUUCCUUCCCAUGAUCGACGAGGUAUACCAGACAUUGCAGGAGAGAACAAAAUCUACGCCGGGGGCCAAGGUGGAGAACAACAAGUUCUGUCUCUCGGUGCAUUAUCGCUGCGUUGACGAAACGAAAUGGAAUUCACUGGCACAACAGGUUAAAUCGGUGCUGAAGGAGUACCCUAAGCUUCGGUUGACCCAAGGAAGGAAGGUAUUGGAAAUCCGCCCUACCAUAAAAUGGGACAAGGGGAAGGCCCUUGAAUUCCUGUUGGAGUCACUUGGAUUCGCUAAUUGCAACGACGUCUUGCCCGUCUACAUUGGAGAUGAUCGGACCGAUGAAGAUGCAUUCAAGAUUUUAAGAGACAGAGGACAAGGCUUUGGCAUUCUCGUCUCCAAAGCUCCAAAGGACACCAGUGCAUCAUAUUCUCUUCAAGAACCAGCUGAGGUUAUGGACUUUCUGCAGCGCUUGGUGGAUUGGAAGAAGAAGAGAGUAUCGUUGCAGCGGCGGUCUAGAAUGGCAUAAAGACAUGGUAUAAUAAGUUAAAAUGUCCUCGCCCAACUGAGAAGUGUUAGGAGGGUGGGAUGAGAAUAUAUGUAAUUUCUUGUUCAUGAUUAGAACUUUCUUUUCAAAAAAAAAAAAAAAAAGAAAAGGAUAAGUUAAGAACAAGAAAGGGAAAAAGAGAAAAGGAGAGCAACUUUUCCCCUGGCAUCAAAGCCUUGUACAUCUUGUAAACUAUGCAUGUACAAGGGAAAAAUUGUAAUUUUGCAACUUUUCUAACUUAAUUAAUGCAUAUAUGAUUAUAUA